AAAAAAAUAUCUUCUUGUGUGUUGAUCCGUACAGGAAACACUUUGUGCGCAAAUGCGUCUACUUCACCCAAAAUUGGUAUUUUGGCAAGAGAAUCACUAGUAAAUAACUAUUUCCGGUACGGAUGGGGUAGUGUCAACUGGUACUCUAUUAUAAAAUCCAGAAACUGCCGUAAAUUGUUUAGAUAUACUUCAGACAGGAAGUGGACACAUUGCACAUAUGCGUAGUACAAAUAGUGUUUCCGGUACGGAUCGAGUAGCCACACGGGUUUGUGUAACAACGAUUUGUACAAAACCGCUUAAAAAAAUAGGAAGAUUUCUGUUGUUACGUCAUACGGCUUAUAUUGGAUGAACUGGUGGAAUUUAAUGUUACUGGUGUAAUUAUCAGUCACAAUGAAAGAUCAUGUCAUAUUUGGAUUUCUCGUGUAUCUAAGUGUGCUUCUUGUCUGCGCCUGCUCCGAACAGUUUCCUGUAGCUCUCACCUUUAAUGAGGACUUAAAAAAUUGUAAUAAGGCAGAGGAUGUACAUGAACCUGACCCAAAGGAUUUGGAUGUGUUUGAGCCGAGCCCUGAGUGGCAGACUCUCAAACCAGGUCAAGCUGUUCCAGCAGGCUCCCACGUAAGGUUGAAUAUACAGACAGGGCAAAGGGAAGCCAAGCUUGGAGAUGAAUAUAUUUCAGGUAGAAAGAGCACACAAGAAAUGCAUAACAAGCAGACUCGUCUGUUCACCUCUCAGGAGCUAAAACGGGCUCUCAAGCAUUUUAAAGCAUUGGAUGACACAACACAAAAAGAUUCUGAGCAGGGCACAGAAUCUUCAUUUCGUUCAAUGGGCGAGCUCAAAAGAGACAUGGCGAUGCUGGACAUGCUGGUGGAAACAGAUGUCCAGAUUAUGAAUAAACUGUUAUCCAGAUUUAGCAGCACUAACACAACAAUGGAGCAAAAGGUCGCUGCUCUACUUGACCUAGAGUACCUUGUUCAUCAGGUGGAUAAUGCAGAUCAUCUGGUGUCAAUGGGGGGAAUAGAGCUUGUAAAUGAUGCCUUGAACAGUACAGAUUUUAGACUCCAGGAAAAUGCUGCAUUUGUACUAGGAUCAGCUCUUUCUAGUAACCCAUCUGUCCAAGUGGUGGCUUUAGAAUGUGGCACUUUACAGAAGCUCCUGACUAUGCUUGCAACCCCACGACCAAUGCCUGUUAAGAAAAAGGUAUUAUUUGCAGUGGCAUGUCUGUUACGUCACUUCCCUCCUGCUCAAAGUCAGUUUGUGAAACAUGGUGGAUUGCAAGUGCUAGCUGAUCUAUUCCAGACACAAGGAGCUGAAAGUGUCCGCUUGAGGAUUAUCACAUUGCUCUACGACAUGAUUACUGAGAAGGAGAUGAUUCAUCAGACUGGUAUAAAUUCUCCUUCUACCCAUCAGGAACAUGUGCAGCAAUAUGGUGACAUCUCACUGUUUUCUAUGCUUGUGGAGCAGGGCUGGUGCAGACUGGUGCCAGAAAUUCUGGAUUCUCCUGAUCAUGAUUCAAGAGAGAAAGCUUUGCACUCGCUUCAGGCCAUGAUGCCCUACUGCCAGUCACUGUAUCUACAGAACCCUAUUCUGAUUACAUCUCUUAGUGUAUUGCAGAAGCAGUACCAGGAGCUAGCCCAUAAAGAGAGGAGCCUGGGAGAGAAUGAUGGCUACUUUGGGGAGAUUUUGUUCUUGGUGGACUCUGUGUUGGUGAAAUGCAUGAACAGUACACUAAAAUGACAGUGAACAUUAUGAAUAUAUGAUUAUUCAAUGAAAAUAAAGUAUGACAUUUCUAUAA
This is a messenger RNA of Silurus meridionalis, 1792 nucleotides long. RefSeq names its product SIL1 nucleotide exchange factor (gene sil1). Bases 391 to 1734 code for a protein of 447 amino acids. The record is from RefSeq and is a predicted model, not a curated record. Lineage: Eukaryota; Metazoa; Chordata; Actinopteri; Siluriformes; Siluridae. The transcript has 10 exons.